This is a messenger RNA of Dicentrarchus labrax (European seabass), 1453 nucleotides long. Its product is annotated as protein shisa-5. Bases 101 to 760 code for a protein of 219 amino acids. The transcript has 5 exons. The record is from RefSeq and is a predicted model, not a curated record. NCBI's taxonomy places the organism in Eukaryota, Metazoa, Chordata, Actinopteri, Moronidae.
UCGGACUACUUGCUAUAGGGUGGGACAAAGAGACAUGUUGAAACAAUUGUCUCACUGCAGAGUCAGAGACAUUUCCUCAUUACACUAAAUCAUAGCAGUUAUGGUUUCAAGCGUCUUGUCCUGUCUUGUGUGUGUGUUGUGUGUGAUCGUCCUCCCGGCUGUAUGGGCUGAUUACUGUAGCAGCUAUUGGGACACGGAUGGUCAAUAUCAUGAUGAUCAGCAAUGUUCUCAGUACUGCUGUGGAAACUGCAACCAAAAAUACUGCUGCAAUGAAAAUAAAUACAGGCUAACUCAAGGAAAACAAGAUCGCUGUUCUGGAAGGCCUAGCUAUGCUAAAAAUCAUAUUCCCAUGCUUCUCGGAAGCAUCUUGGGGACUAUUUUUCCCAUCAUCUUCUGUGUGAGUCUCAUCGUCUGCUGUGUGGCUCCUUGCUGCUUGUGCUACAAGAAGUGUCGAAAAGGACAGAGGCCCCAAACUGUGGCCACCAUAGUCAACUUACCCCAGCAGCCAACCUCUCCCUCCGGAUAUCAACCGUCCUACCCAGGCUACCAGCCUGUACCUGUCCAGCCUGGAUAUGUAGGCCCGCCCAUCCCUACAGCACCACCACCCUCAUACAUGGAAGCCACCGAUCCUGCUUACCCUCCAGCAUUCAGUCAAGGGCAGCUGAUGUACCCCUACUCCAACCAGCUUUAUGGACCGCCACCGAAUAUACAUGAACUUGACCAGCUGCCUUACAACCCCUCUUAUUGCCCAAACCCUUAAACCGAAUACCUUGUAGUAGAUGGUAGAUAGUAAAAUGUUUGGUGUUGAUACACUGGAAACUUUUGCAGGAUGUCAAAUUCAAAUCACAAACCUUGAGAAAUCUACAGUUUCUAUAGCAGUGUGUCUGGAAUUUAAACUCAAUGCUGCUGCUGCUUUUUAUGGGUUAGCUUCAGUAAUGACCAUUCAUUUAGCACUGUCCAAUUUUAAAAUAUGUCCAAUUUUAAAUGAAAGUGUUGAAUGUUAAAAAUGUAUGUAUGGAGAAAAUAGAAGUAACACACAUCUCACAUGAUAAGAGAAAUAAUGAUAUGAUGGACACGACAGUUAAGGUGUAACUUUUCUGUAUCUGUUAAGAAUUCUGAUUCAUUCACAUCAUCUCAACACAUACUUUAAUUGUUGUGCUCAGUCUUGGUUUAUUCUUGAACAAUUGAGGAGUUUUAGGGUUUCCGUCCACCUUGAAAGAGCCAGAUUUGAAGAUUUGAAGAUUUGAAAUUAUGCUGACACAUGUUUUGUUACUAAACUACCACUAGAGGUCGCCACCUUUGUUUUGUAUAGAAAGGGAAAUGGUAGAACACUGUAUGCUUCAUGCUGGUGCUACUGAGACUUGUUAUCAAGCAUAUUGUUUUACAUGGAAGACAAUAAAUGUGUGACUGUUUUGUCUCAUUGUAAUAAAGCAGAGAUCAAAGAUUUAAAUAA